AUGACCGACCAUAAACAGGUCGAUAUCCCCCGCACCGCAUCCGCGGCGACUUCUGACGGUGAAUCCUACGUCCGGUUGCAUGUUUCCCCGUUUGACGCAGACCUGCUCAAAGUCGCGUUAUCAUCUGCCCAGCUUAGCAAGGCUCGCAACAUCUCCUACCACGCACUUGAGACUUUCCCGGAGAAACGAUACGGCUUUGUCGAGCUACCCCCAGAAGACGCCGAAAAAUUGAAGAAGAAGCUCAACGGAUCAGUUUUACGAGGCGCCAAGUUCCGCAUCGAGCAAGCCCGACCACCUCGCUUCCCGAGUCCAGUCGCCGAAGCUGCGAUGGCCAAGGACAAACAGCACCACAGCCUUGCCCAUGAUGCGAUAUCACCAUCACUCAAUAUCAAAGAUAAGACGAGAAAAAAGAAGCGUAAGGCCGAGGAACUUACCGGGGUUGUCCUGGGAGAUGACCGGAAGAUCAAACGAGGAUGGACACAAGUCGACGAACCCAAGGAAAAGAAGAGAUCCAAGAAAGAUAAAGAUUCGAAGAAGAAGGCCCACAAAGGCCAGUCGAAAUCCAAAUACACUGACCAUGAGGAGUGUCUGAUCAAAACCGUCCUGCCCACUAACGCCACACCCCUCACCGACCUUGAGGAUACCUCGUCAAAGAAGAAAAAGAAGGGCAAGUCGCGAGAGGUGGUUGUUCAUGAGUUCGAACGGACCAUCAAAUUCCCGACAUUUAUAAAAACCGCGGACCCUGCACGGGAGGCACAUGCCCCCGUCGAAUUUGUCGAGGGCAAGGGUUGGGUGAAAGAAGAUGGUGAUGUAGUAGAAACAGUGAAGGUCAGGCCACCUCGAAGCGGAAAAGUCCUUCUCCGGGGCAAAAUGAAGGCACGGAUUCAGGACACGGAGUCAACGGACGAGGAGGACAAGGCUAGCUCGAGCUAUGAGGCUUCCAACAAUGACGCGGACGAGGUGGGGAAUGAUGUCUCGACUGCGGGUAGCGGAUCAACAUCCAACGGUUCAAUUUCGGACGUCGACUCGUCGCCUUUCUCGCCAGUCAAAUCCGAUGCUCCACGGCCACAAUCAUCCGCCUCGGCCAAAAGCCUAUCGAUCAAAAUCCCGCCAGCAACCCCCAACGAGUCCAAAGUACAUCCCCUCGAAGCGCUGUACAAACGUACCGGGCAAGCAGCUAGCGAAACGUCCCAAAUAGCACAGACGAGUCAGGGGUUCAAUUUUUUCGGCGGCACCGCCGAUGAGAGUGAGGAAGAAACUGGCGACCGAGGCGGUGGCGAGACUUUGGGUCCUCAGGCGCCCCUCACCCCCUUUACGCGCCAUGAUCUUGAGUUACGCGGCGUCAGGAGUACCGCGCCAACCCCAGACACAGCGCAUCCUAGCCGCAUGUAUUGGCCUUGGGAUGGGGAAAACGGAAUCGGGGCUCAGACAGGUGGGGAGGGUCAGGUGAAUGGGGAGGAGCCUGGAGAGGAUUUGGAUGAGCAUGGUGACUUGGAUGACACAGCCCUUGGAGUUGAUGAGGGCAAAGUGAAACCAGCCAGCGAUUUCCAGAAGUGGUUUUGGGAAAAUCGCGGGGACCUAAAUCGGGCAUGGAAGAAGAGGAGAAAGGUAGCCGGGAAGGAGAAGAGAUACAGAGAGAACAAGGCCCGUAUGGCUCGGGCUAUUUGA
Dichotomopilus funicola is the source of this 1668-nucleotide messenger RNA. RefSeq lists its product as uncharacterized. The record is from RefSeq and is a predicted model, not a curated record. The transcript has a single exon. Lineage: Eukaryota; Fungi; Ascomycota; Sordariomycetes; Sordariales; Chaetomiaceae. Bases 1 to 1668 code for a protein of 555 amino acids.